Molecule: messenger RNA, 1842 nt
Organism: Anopheles maculipalpis
Lineage: Eukaryota; Metazoa; Arthropoda; Insecta; Diptera; Culicidae
Product: potassium/sodium hyperpolarization-activated cyclic nucleotide-gated channel 2-like
Exons: 10
Coding region: 1-1842 (613 amino acids)
Source: RefSeq, a predicted model, not a curated record
AUGAGCAAAAGCCGAAGCUCGAACGCUGCCACCAACGCACCGGAACACCCAAAGGAAAUAAUGUCCGGCCGUGGUCGUGGAAAAGGUAAUCGGAAUUUUCCAUCACACAACUGCACCGUGAACCAUGACGUAGACCUGGUAAAGUUGCUUCUAUCUGCUGACUCCAUCCCACACAGAAUUGCCCGAUGGUGGCGUCGACUUUGUCUGAUCGAUCAUCAUAGCCCCGUAACGAGAUUCGUUUUUCGCAGCGAUACGGCAAUAAAGCGUGAAAUGUCACGCCAGCUCACGUACCAUCCGGGCACGAUACAUCCUCUGAGCUACUUCCGGUUCGCCUGGGAGUGUCUGAUGAUAGUGACGUUCGUGACCGCAUUUCUGCUGAUCCCUUACGAUGUAACGUUUCUGUUCCAGGUGGGCGAUUACUAUCCCUUCACCGCCUUUCACAUGGUACUGUUGGGCACGGAUUUCAUUUGCCUGCUCGACGUGAUGAUAACCUUUUACAGCGGCACCUACCAGCGGCGUACCCAGCAGGUGAAUCUUGACCUGAAACGCAUCCGGAAGGGAUAUCUGCGCAUGUGGUUUUGGAUCGACGUCAUCAGCUCUGCACCGGAUCCGCUGAUAACGAGACUCGUUCCUCCCAACACGCUCGACAACUCGCUCGUUUACUGUCUGCACCGCCUGGACUAUCAUCCCGGCUGUCUGUGGGAUCUGUGGAGUUUGAUGUCGGUGAUUAAAAUCUUCCGCUUUCGGACGCUGCUGCGAUACAUUCGGAAUCUUUGCGAGCGGUUUGGGCUGCGCCGCAACGUUAUUAAGUUCAUCACCAUUCUUGCCACGGUGCUGACCGUGUUUCACUGGAGUGCUUGUUUGAUGUUUAUGGUGCUGCGAUUAUCGCAAGGUACCGAUCCGGCCCACGUGGACGAACGAUCCUGGUCGCAGAAGAUACCGUUUUGGAAUCAAACUUCUUUUGUUCGCUAUUUGGAGUGUUCCUAUCGAACUCUGUAUACAGUCACGCACAUCACACACGACUUCAACGAAUCCAUGACCUACGACGACAUGCUGAUGUCCCUUAUCUAUACCAUCAGUGGCUACAUACUGAAGAUUUACCUGUUGGCCGAGUUGCUUAUUUUUAUACGCAUCCUGUUCUCCAGCACAAGCAAGUACCACGAAUAUCGCUACGAGCUGAGUAAUUAUAUGCGCCACGAACAAUUACCUGCCGCGCUGCAAAAGCAAGUCUUGGAUUUCUAUGACUUUCGCCAUCCGAAGAUUUACAGCCGCUGGUCACUGAUCCGGACGGUGCUAGGGGAGCAGCUUUACGGAGAGCUGAGGAUGGAAAUUCUUGGACCACUGAUGCGAAGCUGUCCACUGUUUCGUGCCACCUUUACCGAUCAACAGCUGACGGCACUGGCGCUCGGGAUGAAGUUUCAGCUGUACAUGAAGAAUGAUAUUAUUGCCCGAUGGGAAGGCGUUGCAAACGGUCCCGGUGAUGAAAGCAACUGGAAUAUGGUGUUUAUUGUCACGGGAACGGUGGCCGUCUACACGAGCAGCUGGAAGGAAGUGUUGCAUCUCGAGAAUGGUGAGCAUUUCGGUGAAUUUCAGCUACUGUUCGAUGCAGGCACGGUGAAAUUUCCCAACUUGGUCGCGGUGGAAAAUACGGAACUGUACACGCUGUCCCGGGACUGGCUGGACCGAUUCCUGCGACCGUACCCAACGCUUCGCCGGAAUCUAAUCGACCUGGCAACCGAGCAGCUACACCAGAUGCAACAGAUGCAGCGUGGCACGGUACUAGAAACGCUAGAAAAUGUCGAGACGGUACGACUGCAGCACCGAUCACGUGAGACCGAGUGA